AAUACUUCAAUCAAGCCAUUGUAUUUAGACAGGACUUGUCCUUAUAUUGAUAAACAAUAUUCUUGUAUUAAGAAUGGCCGAAACGAUUCAAAUUAUCGAUACUGGGAAUGGCAGCCUGAUAACUGCAUGUUGCCAAGGUUUGAUCCUGAGAUUGCCCUCAGAAAGCUUCGAGGAAAGAGACUAAUGUUUGCAGGGGAUUCACUACAGAGAAAUCAAUGGGAGUCUUUUGUGUGUUUGAUUGAAUCUGUAAUCCCAAAAGGCAAGAAAUCCAUGAAACGUGGCCGCGUUCACUCUGUAUUCAAAGCUAAGGAAUAUGAUGCUACAAUUGAGUUCUAUUGGGCUCCAUUCUUGGUCGAGUCUAACACAGAUAUUCCUAUCAAAAGUGAUCCAAAGCAGAGAAUAAUUAAAGUGGACUCAAUUGCCCAACGUGCCAAGCAUUGGUUAGGAGCAGACAUCCUUGUUUUCAAUACUUAUGUUUGGUGGAUGAGCGGACUCAAGACCAAGGCACUAUGGGGCGAAUUCGAAAAUGGAGAAGAAGGUUAUGAAGAAUUAGAUACAACAGUUUCUUAUAGAGUAGCAUUAAGAACAUGGGCAAAUUGGAUUGAUUCAACAGUUGAUCCUAAAAAAACACGAGUCUUUUUCACUACUAUGUCUCCUUCACACCAAAAAAACAAAGAAUGGGGGAACAUAAAUGGGAUCAGGUGCUACAAUGAGACAAGACCAGUAAUGAAGAAGGGACACUGGGGAACUGGUUCAAACAAAGAGAUGAUGAAUGUUGUGGCCAAUGUCAUGGGAAGAAUGAAAGUUCCUGUUACUGUUUUGAAUAUCACACAAUUAUCUGAGUAUAGAAUUGAUGCACAUACAUCAAUAUAUGGUGAAUUGCGAGGCAAAUUGUUAACAGCUGAGCAAAGAGCUAAUCCUUUACAUUUUGCGGAUUGCAUACAUUGGUGUUUGCCUGGAGUUCCUGAUACUUGGAAUCAGUUACUUUUUGCAUAUUUGUAGCCCCAAAUUAUAAUGCUAAACAGACCGAAAAUGAUUCUUUGUAAAGUUUUUCACCCCAUAAACCAACAACACAUGCAAAUUACAUGCAAGUAUGUAACCACGCUGGUUGAACUAUGUAAAGUGAAUCAAUUGCCAGAGUGAUUUCUUCCAUAAUUAACUUUAUAA
This is a messenger RNA of Nicotiana tabacum (common tobacco), 1167 nucleotides long. Its product is annotated as protein trichome birefringence-like 3. NCBI's taxonomy places the organism in Eukaryota, Viridiplantae, Streptophyta, Magnoliopsida, Solanales, Solanaceae. The record is from RefSeq and is a predicted model, not a curated record. Gene Ontology annotation, cellular component: Golgi apparatus. Gene Ontology annotation, molecular function: O-acetyltransferase activity.